Paramecium octaurelia is the source of this 1446-nucleotide messenger RNA. The record is from the annotation of a GenBank genome assembly. Lineage: Eukaryota; Ciliophora; Oligohymenophorea; Peniculida; Parameciidae.
AUGAAUAAUUUUACACUGAAAUUUAACAAUCCAGAGCUUGAACUUCAGUAUCAAGAAGAAAAAAUUCAAAAAAUAAGAAAGAGGGUAUUUUAUCUCUUUAUGGCUUUGGGUUUGAUUCUGAAUAUUUCUAAAGUGAUUCUUGAUAUUAUAGAAUUCAAGCCAUUCACUCAAUAUAUCAAUUAUACACUGAUUGGUCUCAUCAGCGUACUAGUUCCGAUUAGCAUAAAGUGGCCCAUUCAGAUUAGAUACACUCUGAUGGUGGCUAAUAUUUCAACAGCUUUGCUUUAGAUGAAUUUUACUGAUUCCACAACGCCUCAGAUGUAUUAUAGUUAUGGAAGCAAUUUUACAUAAUUCUAAACUUGUGCUUACUUUGUUUCAGAUUUUUUGGAUAGUGUUGUUCAGGUAAUUUGUCAUACAUUAAUAAAAUCAUCAAUCACAAUCUACUAAACCUAGAGUGUCGAUCCUUAAGAUAUUCUGAUGAGUGUGGGAGCAGCAAUAAUAAUUUCCAUGGUUAUUUACAUUAGUGACUCCCAUUCGCGAAAAGAAUUUCUAUAAAAUGUUUGCGAAAAUAUAUGGAGUCAGCAAUUACCGGAGAUUAUUAAAAAACCGUAUUUCCAAAUCACUUACAAUAAGAACUUGUUAUAAUUUAAUGUGCUGAGUUGGAAUGAGGUUGAGCGAUUCCCCUCCUAUUGCGAUCAGAUGUGUUAGGGAUGUAAUGUAAGAAGUUUUCUGAGAAUGUACAAAAGCAACGACAAAGAGUUGGGCUAAUAACUACAGGAGCUCAUUACAGGCACAAUUAAUGUGCACAAUGGAAAAUAUAAAUUUAAAAUCAGAAUCAUAAAUAUUGGUGUUGAUUAUGACCACAAAAUUAUUAUAUUAGAUAACACACUAACCCAAAAUACUGAUCUGACUCUAAUGAUGUCAAUCAAAAAGACAAUGAACUUUUACAUCAAACAAUCUUCAAGCAAAUCUUGUCAACUAUUUUUUAAUUGGGGAAUGAUGUCACUGCUUUUAAUUAAUGAUUUUACCAUUCAGGAAAUAUAACUUUAUAAAUUAAUUAAAAAAUUGAAUACUAUAUACCAGAAAUAAAAAUAAUUCGAUUUCUUUGUCAAAGGAGAUUAAAACAUUGUAUUCACAGGUUAUAUCAAUUUAAUUCGCAUAUACAUGAUUCAAGUUUACCAGAUUCUCACAUAAAUAUAUGAACAUCAAGAGAAGAAGAGGAAACGACACUCUGAAAACAAACCCAUCCCCAUUUUCUUAUCUAUCUACAAAGAAACAGACGCCAUUUGUAUCCAAUUACCACCGACUCUAAAUUACCUUCUAUUUAUAUGCAAAUACACAAAGAAUAUCUUCAUCUCCUAAAUUGAAUAGACUAUAUUGGCAGGCCCAAUAUCAAAUGAUUUAAAAAUCAAUUUCAAUACUUGUGUACCUUUCAAAAAAAUUUGA